Saxophila tyrrhenica is the source of this 1263-nucleotide messenger RNA. RefSeq lists its product as uncharacterized. The coding region runs from base 1 to 1263 and encodes 420 amino acids. NCBI's taxonomy places the organism in Eukaryota, Fungi, Ascomycota, Dothideomycetes, Mycosphaerellales, Extremaceae. The transcript is spliced from 3 exons. Gene Ontology annotation, molecular function: transmembrane transporter activity. Gene Ontology annotation, cellular component: membrane. The record is from RefSeq and is a predicted model, not a curated record. Gene Ontology annotation, biological process: transmembrane transport.
AUGGCGGACACAACCGACCCUCGCCCAUCGACCGACAUCGAGAAACGAUCCCCAGAUCCCUCCUUGGUCGACAAAGCCCCCGACGGCGGUCUGAGAGCCUGGCUGGUAGCUUCAGGAGGGUUUUCGAUCCUCUUCUGCGGCCUCGGGUUCGCCAACUCCUUCGGGACCUUUGAAGAAUACUAUGUCAACAAUCAGCUCAAAGGCCAUUCGCCGGAUGAUAUUGCAUGGAUUGGAUCCUUGGGUAUAUUUCUGCAGUUCGCUGUUGGGGCGUUUGCUGGACCGUUAUUUGAUCGAUAUGGCGCCUGGAUGCUCCGGCCAACAGCAGUCGUCUACAUCUUCUCCAUGAUGAUGCUCAGUCUUUGCAAGACGUACUGGCAAAUCAUGUUGACCCAAGGCGUGCUGCAAGGUAUCUGCUUGGGUCUGCUGAUGUUCCCGGCCUUCGCGGCUGUGUCGCAGUACUUCGACAAGAAGCGUGCUGCUGCGCUGGGAAUUGUGGUUGCCGGAUCAUCCGUCGGAGGCAUCGUCAUCCCUAUCGCCCUGUCGAAGAUGCUGAACAGCUCCAGACUCGGCUUCGGCUGGUCAGUACGGGUCAUCGGCUUCAUGAUCUUACCACUGAUGCUCUGGUCUUGUGUGGUAAUCAAGGCACUUCUGCCUCCACGAAAGACCAACUUCUGGAUCGCUUCAGCAUACAAAGACAUCAAGUUUGACAUGCUCGUUGCAGCAUCCUUCUUCAUGUUCGUCGGCUUUUUCACGCCACUAUUUUACCUCCCAACUCUGGCAGUCUCGAGGGGGAUGAGCCCGACAUUAGCUGGAUACAUGCUUGCCAUUCUGAACGCUGCAUCUACCUUCGGCCGGAUCAUCCCGGGCAUACUGGCAGACAAGUAUGGGCGGCUGAAUAUGUUCGCGUUGGGCGGCAUCUCGACCGGCAUCAUCGUGUUCUGCUUCAGUUCCUUGACGAACAACGCAGGUGUGAUCGUUUACGCGAUCGUCUUUGGCUUCUUUUCGGGGACCAUCAUCUCUGGAGCAUCCGCCGCCUUUACCACUUGUACGAAGGAUCCGAGAGAGAUUGGCACGUACAUGGGCAUGGGCCUGGCUUUUGCUUCGUUGGCCGCACUGAUCGGUCCUCCAGUCAAUGGCGUACUCCUUAGCAACUAUGGGUUUAUGCCACUAGCCAUGUUCAGUGGUGCCAUGUGUCUCAUCGGAGGCCUCAUCGCUGCUACUAGCAAGGCGGAAUCGCCGGAAGGGAUUUUUGGGCGUAUCUAG